CAAACCAUUGACUUUCAACCCCAGCAAACCACCAAUUUCUCUGUCGCACACAUAGGAACUUUUUCUUUUCCAAACAAAAGCUCAACACGCAACUGCGAAUUUCUUCGAUAAGCUAAACAGAAAAUGGAUUCCUCAUCUCUUCAGCAAACCCCGGAUCUCUCCAAGUUGUCGGAUAGAGACAAGCAGGAAUUGCAACAGUUUAUUGUGAAUGAGACGCAGAAGGCUAGGAUUCAACAGUCCGUCCACUCCCUAACCGACGUCUGCUGGAAGAAAUGCGUCACAGGCAGUAUCCGCAGCGGUAAACUGGAUAAGAAUGAAGAGAGCUGCACGAUGAAUUGUGUGGAGAGGUUUUUGGAUAGUAGUAUGGCGGUGAUUACGCAUUUGAAUACUAUGAGGGCGAAUGGGGGGGCUUAGGUUGGAGGUA
Messenger RNA from Botrytis porri, 424 nucleotides. RefSeq lists its product as uncharacterized. The transcript has 2 exons. The record is from RefSeq and is a predicted model, not a curated record. NCBI's taxonomy places the organism in Eukaryota, Fungi, Ascomycota, Leotiomycetes, Helotiales, Sclerotiniaceae. Bases 124 to 414 code for a protein of 96 amino acids.